Messenger RNA from Orycteropus afer afer, 411 nucleotides. It is a transcript of the gene ALKBH7, whose product is annotated as alkB homolog 7. Gene Ontology annotation, cellular component: mitochondrial matrix. The transcript is spliced from 4 exons. NCBI's taxonomy places the organism in Eukaryota, Metazoa, Chordata, Mammalia, Tubulidentata, Orycteropodidae. The coding region runs from base 1 to 411 and encodes 136 amino acids. Gene Ontology annotation, biological process: DNA damage response; fatty acid metabolic process. The record is from RefSeq and is a predicted model, not a curated record.
AUGAAGCAUUGCUUGCGCGUGCGGGAGGCUGCCUUUGGGCCCGGGCAGGCCUUGCUUCCCCUAGUGCACGUGCUGGACCUGGAGCCGCGGGGCUACAUCAAGCCCCAUGUGGACAGCGUCAAGUUCUGCGGAGCCACCAUUGCUGGCCUGUCCCUGCUGUCCCCUAGUGUCAUGCGACUGGUGCACACCCAGGAGCCUGCAGAGUGGCUGGAACUCUUGCUGGAGCCAGGUUCCCUCUACAUCCUUAGGGGCUCGGCCCGCUAUGACUUCUCCCAUGAAAUCCUUCGAGAUGAAGACUCCUUUUUUGGGGAGCGCCGGAUUCCCCGAGGCCGACGCAUCUCUGUGAUCUGCCGCUCCCCCGCUGAGGAGGUGGGGUUAGGGGAGCCCGGACAGCCCCCUGCAGCCUGCUGA